AUGUCAAGGGGAACCUUUACCCUUACCUUAUAUUUUAUUUGCAUCCGUAGUGACCUAGCAUUUGGGGGGGAAGGGUUAUUGAGAACCCAAUUGCAUGUUGAUGAAAUUUUGGUGUAAAUAUAAUGAGAUCUUGUCCUCUUAAUUAAUAUUGACAUGUAUAUAUCUUUAAGAAGGGUGCAUGAGUGACAUGUCUAUCAUUAGGUUGUCUCAGUCUUAAAGUACCUGUAUUCAUAGACAUGCAUUUGUUAUACAUAAAAUAGCGUGCAUAUACACAUAAAUAUACAUGCAAGCAUGCACACUGUUAAGUGUAUAUAUGUAUAUAUUAUGUUUGUGGAGUUAUAUAUUGCAUGGGCCAUUUGUAAAUGGAAGACUUGCUUGUAAAUUUUCAUGAGUAAAACUUAAGAAAUCUCACGAGCUAGAGAACUAAUGCCAGACUGCUUCCCCAUCCAAACCCAAACUGCAUAGAAUGAGAGCUGUUCUUUAUUCCACUUUUAAAUCAGAGAAAUAUCAGCACAUGAAAAAUAACCCCUUCAACACUGGUUGUCUUGCUUCUGCUUGUUGCACUAACAUUACAAAGAAGUACAAGGUCUAGGCAAUUUUUGUAGUGGUGGUAAUCCUAACUAAAUUGUCUGGAAAAAAAUGAAGUAUCAGCAUUCAGAAUAUGCAUUAAGAUUCCCAUUGGAAAAAGGAGCCAAUUCUACAAGCUAAAUAAAAAUCCAUGGCUUUCCUUCAUAGAGAUGCUCAUCAGUACUGUUAUCAGUGCAUGUAAACUGGUAUCCUAUAAGGUGCUGGAGGAAAAGGUUGUGCCUUUUGUGUGUCACAAUUCUUCUGGAGCUUAAAAGACAAGAGAACUUUGAAUUUGAAAAACACUGAAAUAAGUUUGCUUUGAUUGUUUGCCCAGUCUCUUUUUUGUUAAACUGGAGAAAGUUUAUUUGCAGUUGAGGGGUGGAGCGGGGAGAGAACCAAACUUUGCUGUACUCUAGCAUUAAGCAUCUUUUCCCUCCUCCCUUAAAUAAAGGGGAGAAAUGCAAAACUUGUUUCAGUUUAACUGUCUUAACCAUACAACAAUGAUCAGUAUAGCAUCCCAUAACUAAUGCUGACCCACUUUCCCAAAGCAACAUUCACUGUACAUUUAAAAGGUUUUUGUGGUUUAAAUGUUGUUACAUAUUUUACAGCAUUAGGAUCUAUGGAAUAUUUUGACAACUGCAACAGUUCAAUGAAGUUGCAAGGAGCAAAUAAUGCUGAGAAAUUUGAUUAUGUGAUGCAGUUCAUGAAUAAGAUGGCUGGAAAUGAAUAUGUUGGGUUCAGUAAUGCCACUUUCCAGUCUGAAAGAGAGAGUGGAGACCGAAACUUCGCAAUAGGCUAUUAUCUGAAAGAGAAAAAGUGUUUUCCAGAAGGCACAGAUAUGGUUGCCAUAUUGGACUUCUACUUCCAGUUGUGUUCCAUAGAGGUGACUUGUGAAUCAGCUAGUGUGAUGGCAGCAACUUUGGCUAAUGGAGGAUUUUGCCCCAUCACCGGUGAGAGGGUACUGAGUCCUGAAGCUGUUCGGAACACUCUAAGUUUAAUGCAUUCCUGUGGCAUGUAUGACUUCUCAGGACAGUUUGCUUUCCAUGUUGGUCUUCCUGCAAAAUCAGGAGUUGCUGGUGGUAUUAUCUUGGUUGUUCCUAAUGUUAUGGGUAUGAUGUGCUGGUCACCUCCCCUGGACAAGAUGGGAAACAGUGUUAAGGGGAUACACUUUUGUCAUGAUCUGGUUGGUUUGUGCAAUUUCCAUAAUUAUGAUAACUUGAGACACUUUGCAAAGAAGCUUGAUCCCCGCAGGGAAGGCGGUGACCAGCGGGUAAAGUCUGUAAUUAAUCUCCUGUUCGCUGCAUAUACGGGUGAUGUGUCUGCACUAAGAAGAUUUGCGUUGUCGGGCAUGGAUAUGGAGCAGAGAGACUACGAUUCCCGGACAGCAUUGCACGUAGCAGCCGCUGAAGGUCACGUUGAGGUAGUUAAGUUUUUGCUGGAAGCCUGCAAAGUGAAUCCUUUCCCCAAAGACAGGUGGAACAACACUCCAAUGGAUGAAGCUUUACACUUUGGACAUCAUGAUGUAUUUAAAAUUCUUCAAGAGUAUCAAGUACAGUACUCGCCGCCAGACGAUUCCAGCAACGGAAAAGAAAAUCAAACUGUACAGAAAAACCUAGAUGGCUUGCUAUAACCCUCUUCUGUUCCCAGGAAUGGAAAUUUACCUAUUUAAUUGUGGAAAAGCCGAUUAUGAAGAGUGUGCGUGUUUCUAUUGGAUAGUGAUGUAUAUUUUCCAGGAGUCUCACUUUGUUGUAAAUGUUACAGGCGCUUUUCGUCGUUGCGCACACAGGACAAGCCUAGUUUGUCUUUCAGAAAAGCAAACUCCCCAAGUCUCCAUAAUGUGAGCAAUAUUACCUCGUGCUACGUGUGACUGAUAAAGAGGAGGGGAAAAAAAAGAAUAUUUAGCUGUUGCCGAUUUUCUGCACUACUUAUUUUGUCGUUUUCUGUGACGCUUUACUCCAUGAGUCAAGAACUUUUUCUGCUGUGCUGGCUUUUAAAAAAAAAAGUAGAUAAAUAAAAGCUGCCUGGAAGUGUGGCUGCACAGAACCGGGCUGCUGCCCUGUGUACAUGUAUGCGUGAUCUCGCUAGGUGUCAAGAAUUGUGGCUGGUGUGGAUUUAGGCUGGGUGUGUUGAGCAUCAGUCUGCACUAAGAGUGCUUUCUUUGUAUCCUUUUAAUUUCUUACGAUACCUUCUUGCAUCAUGUAAUUCUUAAAAAUAUAGACGAGUGACUGCGGUCAGUGGUCUAGGAUUCACUUUUGUUCCAAGAAUUUUAUCAGGGAAUUUUAAGGUUUGUUUGACCAAAAAGCAUCGAUGAAUGUAAUCAGAUCAUCUUCUAACAUCACAGUUCAGAGGCGUCUUUCAUAUCUUCCAUCACCGACCCCUUCUCUCUCUGUAUGGAGGUGCUGAUAAGAGUCUUCAGACAUUGAAGCCUGCUGCCUCCUCGUUUCUGGUGGAGUUCUAUGCAUGCCACUUGCAUGUGGCUAGGGUGUGUUUCCUUUCCAUACCAGGGGUUGUGCUAACUGAGCAUCUUCUAGUCAUAGACCCACAAUUACAUAAACAAUGUGAUCUUUCUGAGAAUGAAGCUCACCUCAUAGUUAAAGAGGCCUGGUGCCUUGAUUUGAUUCCAGCAGGCAUCAACAGUGUUGGUAGCAAAGGGCACUGACAAUAGGGUUGGGCUUACCUGGAAGUAAUGGAGUCUCUAGACAUUUUAACACCUGAGCAGCAGAUGAGUGUGAUGGUCUUCAACCAGCAGAUCAAAACCCCACCCUCACUUGCAGGCAUUCCUAAAGAUCUCAUCCCUAUCAUGGUUCUAUUUCCUCUUUCUGUUACUUUUCCCUCCCCCUUUAUGAAACUGGAGAAAUGGUGCGAGUGGAAACUACAGGCAAGAGAAACAAGAUGGCAGCUGCACAUUUAAAGAAAGCUGAUGUAGGCCUCAUGUAGUGGCCUGCCAGAAGGUGGAUCAUUAACUCUUAAAGAUCAUUUGCACGGGCAAAGUUUAACUAGAACCUUCGAUGUGUAGUUAAAAAGAUCUAGAUUUGCCAGUCCAAAUGCAGGGUGUGUGUGUGUACUUUCCACGUGUUUUCGUUAAGUGUGCCCACCCCUGCAAACUCCACUCUUAGGAGGCUGCUCGUUCUCCGCACCUCUCAAUUCUCCAUACUUGGUCUAUUUGGCUGGUUGGAAAAAUAAUUUGCCACUUUGCCUCCAGAGUCUUUAGCCCAUAUCCUCAGCGAUACUGUGCAAGUGCUGCAUUGAUGCUGUAGGACUGGAAUAUGUGAAGGUUCUGAACUGAAACUAUGCUUCUUCCUUCCAAAUAGAUGGACUAGCCUAUUGCGCUUCACCUCCUCCAUUAAAAUCUCCCGACAUUUAUCAUCUUUGUAACCUGUAUCAGCCAUCUUGUAAUUAAACAGUAAUGCUUUAGACAUACACAUAUACG
Pogona vitticeps (central bearded dragon) is the source of this 3997-nucleotide messenger RNA. The record is from RefSeq and is a predicted model, not a curated record. Lineage: Eukaryota; Metazoa; Chordata; Lepidosauria; Squamata; Agamidae.